Messenger RNA from Pseudophryne corroboree (corroboree frog), 3120 nucleotides. It is a transcript of the gene CS, whose product is annotated as citrate synthase. Gene Ontology annotation, biological process: citrate metabolic process; tricarboxylic acid cycle; carbohydrate metabolic process. The transcript has 11 exons. The record is from RefSeq and is a predicted model, not a curated record. Gene Ontology annotation, cellular component: mitochondrial matrix. NCBI's taxonomy places the organism in Eukaryota, Metazoa, Chordata, Amphibia, Anura, Myobatrachidae. The coding region runs from base 172 to 1578 and encodes 468 amino acids.
ACUGUGACGUCGACGAACAAGGGCGGCGCCGAAUCCUCCUUUUCAACCUUGUCCUGGUUCCGGCCUUUCCAGGCGUCUUCGGAUUUGCCGGUCCCAGUAAGACGCCGCAGCUCCUGCUGGCCCACAAGUCGGACUAGGCUCUAUCCCGUCUAAUAUCCAUCCGCCCUCACUAUGUCUCUCAUCACAGCCGGACGCCUGUGCGCUCGUAUUCUCGGGGCCAAGAACUCCCCCUGUGUUUUGAUUACUGCUCGACAUGCCAGCUCUUCCACGAAUUUAAAAGAUGUCCUGUCCGACCUCAUUCCGAAGGAAAGCGCCAGAAUCAAGAACUUUAAGCAACAGCAUGGCAAGACAGUCGUUGGCCAGAUCACAGUGGAUAUGAUGUAUGGUGGCAUGAGAGGUAUGAAAGGAUUAGUCUAUGAAACCUCGGUACUUGAUCCCGAUGAGGGCAUCCGUUUCCGUGGUUACAGCAUCCCUGAAUGCCAGAAGCUGCUGCCCAGGGCUCCAGGAGGGGAAGAACCACUGCCCGAGGGACUUUUCUGGCUCUUGGUUACAGGGGAGGUGCCCACUCAAGACCAGGUUAGCUGGCUCUCUAAGGAGUGGGCAAAGAGAGCAGCCCUACCUUCCCACGUAGUAACUAUGUUGGACAAUUUCCCCACCAACUUGCACCCCAUGUCUCAGUUCAGUGCCGCAAUCACAGCCCUAAACAGUGAUAGCAACUUUGCUCGGGCCUAUGCGGAAGGUGUUAACAAAUCAAAGUAUUGGGAGCUGACGUACGAAGACUCUAUGGAUCUGAUUGCUAAACUGCCAUGCAUUGCUGCUAAGAUUUACCGCAACCUUUACCGUGAAGGGAGCAGCAUUGGCGCCAUCGACUCCAACCUAGACUGGUCUUACAAUUUCACCAAUAUGCUGGGCUACACAGAUGCACAGUUCACGGAACUCAUGAGACUUUAUCUCACUAUACACAGUGACCACGAAGGCGGUAAUGUCAGUGCACACACCAGCCAUUUGGUUGGGAGUGCUCUAUCUGAUCCUUAUCUCUCCUUCUCGGCUGCCAUGAAUGGAUUAGCAGGUCCUCUACAUGGACUGGCCAACCAAGAAGUGCUGGGGUGGCUGACAAGCCUACAGAAGGAUCUGGGUGGAGAAGUAUCAGAUGAGCAGCUAAGAGACUUCAUCUGGAACACUCUGAAUUCUGGCAGGGUGGUACCUGGGUAUGGUCAUGCUGUGCUGAGAAAGACUGAUCCUCGCUACACGUGCCAGAGGGAGUUUGCCCUAAAACAUCUUCCUAAUGAUCCUAUGUUCAAGUUGGUAGCUCAACUGUACAAGAUUGUACCAAACGUGUUACUGGAACAGGGCAAAGCAAAGAACCCCUGGCCCAAUGUGGAUGCUCAUAGUGGUGUCCUCCUACAGUAUUAUGGCAUGAAGGAGAUGAAUUACUACACAGUCCUCUUUGGAGUAUCACGAGCGCUGGGUGUUCUAGCCCAGCUCAUCUGGAGCCGAGCACUUGGGUUCCCUCUGGAGAGGCCUAAAUCCAUGAGCACAGACGGCCUUAUGCAAUUGGUUGGAUCAAAGUCUGGUUAAUGUAGGAAUGGAAAAACAAGGGCUACACCCAUCUAGGUGAUGGGCCAACUAAAAGACAGUACACCUUUCGUUUAAACAGACUGCUUUGCAUCCUAUCGUAUUCUGACCGCUGACGAGAAAACACUUCUGGUUAUUUGCUGAAACCUGUCAUCUUUUCAACACACUUCGGGGAUCUCCCUUUCUUGCUGGAGAGUUCUAGAUUCAGUUCUCCAUCAAGAAAGGGCUCAUUUGCUGCCAAUAGGAAUCAGACUUGUCAUUCAGCAACUAUUAAGCAGUUAACUGUACCCUCCGUUUUAGUUAUUUAUACACCAUGUGCGGAGUUGUAUAGCUUCCUGGAUUUGUCACAAAAUGCAGAUUUUCUCUGCUCCUAUUACACUGUGAAAAAGCAGUAGCCAAUGCAAUAGUCCUAUCGAAUGGUCCUUUUUUUAGUCUUCUCUUCUGCCAAGCACUAUACAUUAGUGCUGUAUCCCAUACUUAAGAAGUACAUCUACUUACUCCCUCAAGAUCCUAGCAGAGAAGCGUGAUACCGGUGCUGCAUUCAGGUGUUCCGUUGUGAAAUCGGUUUCACGCAGACCUGGUUAAUAUCUGGGGAGGAGUUGGGCUGCUUUGUAAUGGGCAAUUCUGGCUCCUGGCUGGCAGCUUGUCUAGGAUCUUUUUAUUGUUUUUAUAAUGCAGAGAAAUGUUCCCACCCGAAGUUGUUGGACCAGGACUGUCCUGCAGUGACCCUAGCUGGGAGUGUGUGCAGCUUUUACUCCUGGUUUGAUCCUCUUAAUUGCUUUUUUUAUUUGCUGUCCCCUCCUCCUUUUUCUUUUUUUUAUGUAUGCAUCCCAACUUGUUCAGGUCAUGAAUGUGUGAACAAAAAUAAUGUUUUUUGUUUGUGUGAUAAAAGGUAAAUUUAACUGUGGACAUGGUACAGGUAUCAGGCUUGUCAUUUUUUUGGACAGUAAAAUAUAUUUUUUCCCUUUCCUUAAUUGAUCUACCCCCAACAACAUGUAGUCAGCAGUACACAGAGGUGACUAGCUAAUGUGCACGCUGCUGAAACACUUCAACUAGAAUUACGCACAUUAGAGGGCUGGCUUUACAUCUGUCUGCCCUAUGCAGGAUAAUGUAACCUUAUUACUGUUGCUAUUUUUACAUGACAGAUAUUGGGGACAGAGAAACGUGUUAUAGAUUAUGUCCAUUUUAUGGGUUUCUGUUUUAAGGAAGCAAGUUAGUCAGCAUUAAUCUACAUCAUCUUCAAAUAAUUACUUAUAACAUGGGAAGGGAUGUCCCAAACCUUCCAUCACUAGUCCAGUAAAGCCACCUUCCUUUGCAGCACUGGUACUCGCACCCAUUAGCAUACAGAAUGAAAGGGAAUCUAUAAGACCAGGCUAUAUAAUACACUCCUACAUCACCCUCUGUAUGUGAUACUUCCUGCCCCCUCGUCUGUGCAGGCAGAACCUGCAAGCAAAGGCUGUGCAAAAUAAGGAUGGAUGUUCAGAUUCUCAAUAGUCUAAAGGUUGUUCUGUAUAAAUGCAAAAUAAAUGUUUUUAUUAACUACAA